Molecule: messenger RNA, 1224 nt
Organism: Paramecium pentaurelia
Lineage: Eukaryota; Ciliophora; Oligohymenophorea; Peniculida; Parameciidae
Source: the annotation of a GenBank genome assembly
UAAUGAAAAUUUAUGCUCUUUUAUGUAUAAUCGCAAUAGUGUAUUGCACAUAAACUACAAAGUAAUGAUAUCAAAAAUAUGAUAAAGCUAGGCAAGUAUGUUUGAUGAAUAGCUGGGAUAAUUGAGUAAAAGUAAAUUAGGAAAAACUAUAUUAAACAUGAUAUCAUUGCAAUAAUUUACAGAAGUUGAUUUUAGUCCAUUAUUUACAGCUAUAGAUGACAUAGUUGCAUCAACAUAAUAAGCAAAAUAAGAUGAGGCUGAAUAAUUAGAUUCUUAUUUUUAAUAAUUCUUAAGUGAUUCAGAGUUUUAUUCAAAUCAAGUUACAGAAUAUAGUACAGAAGUAUUUAGAUUAAUAUUUAUUUAAGGUUGCAUAACAUUAAAGUGAUAUUACAACAUUCAAAAAAGACAGAAACAGUUUAUAAUAGUCUUUAUAUGAUAAAAAUCAAUAAUUAAGUGAUUCAUAAAGAAAUUAAGCAUAAUUGCAAAGAACAGUUUAGAAUAAUGAUUAAGCAUUAUCAAAGAAAACUGCAGAAUAUGAUUAAUCAAUUUCCAUAGUGGAUUAGGUUAUAGCAAAAUUAUAAUUAAUCAAAUGUAAUACAAUAUUUUAUCAUAUUUAUAGAGUCAUCUUUUAUUGAAGUGAAUUAAGAGGAUUUAGCUGUUUCAGCUGCUACAUUUUCAAGAAGAUUGGGUGAAGUAUCUCAUCUUCCUCAUCUCUUUGAACCAUUAUCAAAAGUAUUAAUCUAAAUGAGUACAUAAGGGUAAGUGUAAUAAUAAAAUAUUAUAGGUUUGCUGAUUAAGAAUAAGCAGGAAAUGCAGUAAAAUUACUUAACAGUUUAAGAGAAGAUUUAGUAGCUACUAAAUAAGCAUUAUUAAUGAAUGCUUAAUUAGAGAAAGAUACAAAUAAUGGAUUGUUGACUUCUUUAGAAGAAAAUAUAAAUCUUUUAAAUAAUGAAAUAAUUCCAUAAUUAAAAGGAGACAUUGAAACUAAAGAUGGUGAAAUUGCAACUAAAUAAGAUCUUUUAAAGGAUGCAUAAUCAAAUUUAGAUACUGCUUAGGCUAAUCUUGAUAAUGUGAAUGCUGGAUGGGUUGCUAGGUAUUUUAUAAUAUAUAUUGGAUUAGAUAGUAAUAAAAUAAAUAAUUAAAUGAUGGAUGGGAUAAUGAAUUAAUGUUAUUAUCAUAAGCAGAAUCAGCUUUAGAAAGAGGAGGAAUUAGAAGAUCAUGAAC